AUAAACUUUGUUUACGAAGUUUAAUGAAUCCUCAUUAUUAAAUUAAAAUCGUUUUCUUAUUUUCCUAGGAUUCUGACACUUCAUGAUGUCAUUAUCUAGAGCAAUAAUGAAUAUUGGCCUGUUUUGGAUUGGUUGAUGACCUUUGGAAAUGAUCCAAUAACAUCCACUACAGAGAAGCUAAAUAUACUCCAUUUGGAGUGAACAGCCCAGACUGUUAACAGAAUUUUCAAGAUGACAGAUCCAAUGAUGGACUUUUUUGAUGAUGCCAAUCUUUUUGGUGAGACCUUAGAAGGUUUGUCAGAUGAUGCAUUUGUACAACCAGGACCUGUUUCACUAGUCGAUGAAUUGAACUUGGGUGCAGAAUUUGAACCUUUGCACAUAGAUUCACUGAACCAUGUUCAGGGUACUCCAACACAUCAGAAGAUGACUGAUUUUGAACAGUUAAAUCAAUUCGAUUCAAUGAAAUUUCACCAGGUUAAUCAGUCCUUUGGUAGCCCACCUGAACAUGUCUUAUCUCCACACUCUCAAUUUAAUUGUUCUCCGAUCCACCCCCAAAACCAACCAAAUGGUUUGUUUCCAGAUGUAGCAGAUGGCAGUCCAAUGUGGGGCCAUCAGACAGCUACUAGCAUUUCAAAUCAAAAUGGAUCUCCUUUUCAUCAGCAAGGACAUUCACAUUCUAUUCAUCAAAAUAAAAGCUUUGUGGCACACCAUGACUUUGCCUUAUUUCAGGCCAAUGAACAGCAAACACAGUGCUCUUCACUACGCUCACAACAGAACAGAAAUAAUCUCAACCCAGGGCAAAAUUCUCUUAGCCAGUCUAAAAAUUUUAUGGAUAUUAAUGUUUCUGGUCCACACAGAGUCAGUGUUAACCAACCACCACAAAUUACUAACGCAUCUACUUCACAACAGUCUCUUUCGAUGCAGCAGUUUUCUCAGACGUCAAAUCCUUCAGCACAUUUCCUUAAGUGUAGCAGUCAUCAAGAAGGAAAUUUUAAUGGACCUUCUCCAAAUAUGACUUCUUGUUCUGUCAGUAUUUCACAGCAGUUUUCUUCACAUUAUUCCUUUUCCAGUAAUCAUAUAUCACCAAACAGUCUCCUUCAGUCUUCUGCAGUUCUUGCACCUAAUCAUACAAAUCAGACUUUAUCUGAUUUUACUGGAAGUAAUUCCUUUUCACCUCAUAGAGGAAUCAAGCAAGAACACACCAGGUUAACAGCCUUAUUAUAUCUGAUAGUUGCUUUGUAUAGCCCCUAG
Galeopterus variegatus (Sunda flying lemur) is the source of this 1251-nucleotide messenger RNA. Its product is annotated as chromodomain-helicase-DNA-binding protein 9-like. NCBI's taxonomy places the organism in Eukaryota, Metazoa, Chordata, Mammalia, Dermoptera, Cynocephalidae. The transcript has a single exon. The record is from RefSeq and is a predicted model, not a curated record. The coding region runs from base 232 to 1251 and encodes 339 amino acids.